Messenger RNA from Bipolaris oryzae ATCC 44560, 2910 nucleotides. RefSeq lists its product as uncharacterized. Lineage: Eukaryota; Fungi; Ascomycota; Dothideomycetes; Pleosporales; Pleosporaceae. The transcript is spliced from 8 exons. Bases 1 to 2910 code for a protein of 969 amino acids. The record is from RefSeq and is a predicted model, not a curated record.
AUGGAAGAGGACGAUAACAACAUGCAACAAUGUGUGCUGGACGGUCCGCAGAGUCCUGUAUUCGAACCUGAACGCUCAGUACCAGUUGCUCCGGAAGCAAAUAUGAUCCCAAACCCCACGAAAGUCUAUCUUAAUAGACUUAAAGCUAUUGAGACGAGCACUAGAGCUGCUAUUGCUAGCUGGAAUCCUAGCACCAUGGGCUCUGUGCUACCCGCUAAGCGAUCAGCAUCUGAGAUAUCGAUUGAUAGUGAAGAUGAAGAUGAAGAUAGCGACGAUGAAAAAGAUACAGCAGUGCCUCCGCUUGACCUAACUCAGCAGCGCCGUCCAAAGCUACCCAUCUACCAUCCAGGAUUUCAACGGUCAGAGAAGGAUGUUCAGAAUAUACUGCGAGUGUUCAAAGACUUCCUAGAAGCAGCUGCGAAUCAGGGUAUUGGUGGCGAAGAGGCUAUUUGUCUCCACUCACAAGCUGUCAAAAAUAGCAUUAUUUCCUACCAGGAAGAGAUUCGGUUUGCAGUGACAGGAGACACAGGAUCUGGGAAGUCUGCAACUACGAAUGCUUUACUAGGUGACGACCUGACUCCAGAAGGUGAUAGUGGCAGUGCCUGCACUAACGUGGUAACGGAGUUCCGUCAGAAGAAACUCUCCACCAAUAUAGGUGCUGUCCAAGCAGAGGUAAAAUUUUACUGCCUCGAAUAUUGCCUCGAAAACCUUGUAACUACUUGGUUUAAGCAAUGGUUUGCUACCCAACAGCGGAUGGUGAGCGAUGAAGAAGACGUCGAUGACGACGAUCGGGCACGCAAAGACGCCGCUCUGGAUUGCUUGAACCAUCUCUUCGCUCACCGUGUCGCACCUGAAUCGCUAGAGAAAUUUAUGUUUACAAGCAAGUCUUGGAAAGAUAGUUCAGUACUCUCAAAGCUACGGAAAUGGACCAUUGAAAUACACGAGCAAUUUGUUCGGGACGGCGAGCUCUUUGUCCUCCUCACAUCUAGCACGCACAGCGACAUGCGCGAACAGCUUCGCCCUUUCCGAAUGAAAGCACCAAAUGCGCGUUUCAACGGGAAGCCUCUUUCUUUCAGCCCAUGGCCGUUUGUGGAGAUUAUCAGGUACUAUGUCGACAGCCCUCUGUUACAGGAUGGAAUCUGCUUAGCCGAUGUACCGGGGGCGAAAGACAUCAACGUAUACCGCGUUACGACUGCAGAGGAUUAUUUGCAGCAGUGCGAAAAGACGAUUGUAGUUGUCGACAUCAAGCGGGCCACGAGCGACCAAUCUUUUCGACAGCACUAUCUGGAUGCGCACCGUAGGCGACACCAUGGUAGCGUCAUUCUUGUGGCCACUAGAUCUGACGAAAUGAAUGAUGAUGGUGGUAGUACACUGCAACUGGAUGCCGUAGCGGAAGAACAGCUGGCCCCCAUCGAGGAAAAGCUGAGCGAACUCACAGGUGAGGUCCAGAUUAUCGAAAAAGACAUCGAGACCAACAAACAAAACAUCAAAAGCAUCAGAAUCAUAGGCAAUAAAAGCUCUGUCACCGAAGACGAUCGCUCGAAGGAAGCCUUGCGCGCCAGCAACAAGAACCUGGGUACACGCAAAAAAGAGUUGAAGACGUGCAUUGUUUCCUUGGAAAAAGAACGUAAAGACGUUCGAAUUGCUUGCCGUAACAGGUUCGUUGCUACGGGUUUGAGCCGGAUGUACAGUCAAAACACUGGCGACGAUGCGGGCGCUGCAUCCUUUUGCAUUUCUAAUCGCAUGUACAUGCGGUACCGCCGGGGAUACAAUACUGCGUAUCCUGACAAGAUCCCGUCUAUGAAGUUGGAAGACACAAAAAUCCUUGCGCUUUUCAAUCAUAUUGCUGGACAGCCUUCCCAAGGAAAGGUCGCCGUUCUUGAAAACUUUAUCCAGUUUAAAAUCCCCAUGCUGCUAAGCAUCUUCCAGAUGAGCUGUAGCAAGAGUACAGAAGCUCGGGUAGAGUAUGUAACUAAGAUUCUGGACAAGGCCAUCAAGGAUAUCGAGUUGAACAUCGAGAAAAUAGAAAAGAGAUGCCGCAACACGUUCUUGAAAGACCUUUUGGCUGAGCUUUCAAAACGUGAGCUGCAGGACAAGUUUGAUAGCAAGGCCGAGGAGAAGCUCGAGGAGCUUGAGAAGAUGCCUGCCGCUACGCAUAGGGCUCUAGUCAAACAUCAUGGGAAAUGGCAUCAGAAGAAGCUGGGCAUUAAACACGACGUGAAUGCUGCACUCCUAUCAUUUGUUGCAUCUGAUAUUGAUAAGCAUUUCCGACAAGCAAUCGAAGGUGCACCUUCAUCGUUUAAAGCCCAUGCUGCACAAACUAUCAAGACAAGCUUCCGUGAACUAAAUAAGCGAUUGAAAGAUGAUCCACAGGCUCUAGCCGGAGAUGCGUACCGGACCUGCUUCGGCAACAAUGUUGUUGAUCAUGAAAAGAACAUUACAGUCACGAUCGAAGCUGCCACGAAGAAGCUCCGCGAACGCGUCAUCGAAGUCUUCGGCAAAGCCAUCAAGCCUACCGAAAAAGGAUACAUACACGAAGCAAUGGAUCCUGUCUAUAAAAAGGCCGAGCUGCAAAAAGCCGGAAAACGCCAGAAGGUCAUGGACGUCCGCCAUGCAUAUCUCAAAGAGAAGAUCCUUGGCCUCCAAGGGAUUUUUCCUGCCAUUGCGGAACGGACCAAAGAAGAUGUGGAAGAGCUCGUCAAGGACACUUGCAAAGACCUCCGCAAAGAAAUGGUUGGUAUUCUCGAAACUAUUCGAGAUGCUUUUCGGCGACAGAAGCAUAGCAAAGAGCAUGAUACUCCGGAAGGCCAGCGUUUCCGUAAGGACCUGCACGAGUUGGUUGCUGAGGCGUCGAGGAUUUUGAAGGGCACUGUGUGCGAGAGUUUGGAAAGGUGCAAGGAGUACAAGUAA